Molecule: messenger RNA, 840 nt
Organism: Heterobasidion irregulare TC 32-1
Lineage: Eukaryota; Fungi; Basidiomycota; Agaricomycetes; Russulales; Bondarzewiaceae
Exons: 4
Source: RefSeq, a predicted model, not a curated record
CAGAAUAUAGAUCCUCUCAGUGACACCACCGCCCCACGGUACGCCGUGGAAUCGGACGAGGAAGAGGACGAAUUCAAUCCUCUCUUCCCGGAAGGCAACCACCAGAGCAGGAACGUCGGCAUCGACAUCAAAGGAAUCUCCCCCACUAACGCGAUAGGCGGGAACCUCGUCGUUGCAACCGGAGAUGCAGGUAAGAUCUGGGCCAAGGGUGCUAGUCUCGAGGAGCAGCAGGGCGCAGUGUACGUCAACCAGCUCCAGGUAGGACUGGUAUUCCGGCCCUCAUGGUCAAACGCGACCACCGUCGUCGUGUCCGAGCUGACCGCCUCGCUGCCCAUCUGGGCCAUGAGCCCCUAUGCGCAAGCCGUCCUCGAUUAUUUCAAGCCGGCAAACACGGUCCUCCUCGACACAUAUCCUACGCCAGUCUACAUCACCGCCGCACCCGUCCCGUACCGCGAUGAAGCGCCGGUGCGAUACCUGAGUACCGGCCCCAGUGGGACAGGCGCCCCAUCAUUUGCGCCUCCGAACCUUAUCCAGACCACGUCUGCCGCGUUCCUCUCCAUCGUCUCCGUAUCCUCCCCUUCACCUUCCGCCACCGCCUUCCUCCUCCCAUCGCCACGCAUCCCGCGGCCCCGUCCGUCCGACCUCACCCAGCAGGAUGUAUCGACUAUAAGCGAGGAGGACAUCGCUUGGCCGUCGGCAACGAUGCAAACGGUAGAUCAGGCCGUCUUCGAGGUUCUCGGGGAGACGCUCAAACGACAGUGGCGCAGAAAAGAUGGGGCCCGCGAGGGGAAAUCUCAGCUUAAGAGAAGAGAGGUCGGGGAUGGCAGCAUGUAUAUCUGA